Caenorhabditis remanei is the source of this 600-nucleotide messenger RNA. RefSeq lists its product as uncharacterized. Bases 1 to 600 code for a protein of 199 amino acids. The record is from RefSeq and is a predicted model, not a curated record. The transcript is spliced from 7 exons. Lineage: Eukaryota; Metazoa; Nematoda; Chromadorea; Rhabditida; Rhabditidae.
AUGUCCACUAGUCUUGAUAUCAGUUUCUCGGGUAAACCGUUUGCACCGAUAAAUGUGCCGGGCUUGAAGUUUGAUAUGAUACCAAAUACAUUAUUAACAAAAUCUCCAAAUAAGUGGUUGAGUCCAAAUGAGAUAAAAUCUUUGGAGCGAUUGAUAAAAUUUGGUUAUAUUUCUAGAAAUGUUCAUCCAAAUCUGUUACCUGUAUCUUCAAACUCAUAUGGAUCGGCGUUCACUAUCAAACUCAACAAAAUUCCCGCUGCGUUGUUUACUGCAUGUCAGGAAUCUUUCGAAUUCUCUAAUUCUCCUCUUUGUGAAGUUAUUAAAAUAGAAGAUUCUAAACAAAAAGCUGAUAACGUUUUGCCUGGACCAAUGGAUAAGUUCAAAAUCAGCAUUCCCACCGAUUUGGAAAGAGAGGAGUUCAAAAAAACGAAAAAACCUCGUUUCAGAAAAACCUCUGUAUCGCUUCUAAAAAAAGUUCUUUUAUCAAAUUUGUUGAAAAGUCAUACAGCAAAUCCUAAACGAUUAGGAAUAUCAGUUGCGGCGUCGAAAAGAGCACUGACCGGAGCCAAAAGAAAACUCAAGUUAGUAUCUGUAGAGUAG